CAAUCAAACCCUCACCAAACCCAUCACAACUAGUCAUACCCCAAAAAGAACCUUCCUUUUACAAACACCCUCUCCCUCCAAAAUUUCUAUAUAUUUCUCCUCUUUCCUUCAUCUACCUAAUAAAAAUCCCUUCAUUCCCCCUCUCAACAACUAACUAUUCUCAUCAAAUUACUUAGCAAUAGAAUAAAAAUGAGAUCAUCUAAACCAACAAAAUCCAUGAUCAUAUAUUUAUCAUUGUUACUCUGCUCAAUAUCUCUGUUAUUUACAACCUCCACAGCACAAACAUGUACUAGUCACACCUUUGCUAACAAUGCACAAUUCAGCAGUUGUAGCGAUCUCCCAGCGUUGAAUUCUUUCCUAUACUGGACCUAUGAUGCCAACGCAGCCACCGCUAACAUCGCCUUUCGUGUCACCGGCAUCUCGACGUCGAGCAACUGGAUCGCAUGGGCUCUUAACCCUUCUGGCUCCGGCAUGGCUGGAGCUCAAGCUUUGGUUGCUUUCCAGAAUUCUACUAGUAUUCAGGCUUACACCUCCUCCGUCGCUUCCACAUCCAUUACUGCCCUUACCCCAAGUACCCUCAGCUUUCAGGUAACGAAUAUAAGUGCCACCACCACCGGAACUAGUGAGAUGACACUAUUUGCAACAAUUACACCACCUAGGACUACGGUGAACCAUGUGUGGCAAGUAGGCCAAGUGAGUAGCGGCGCGCCGGGGGCGCAUCCCCUCGGCUCUGCCAAUCGUGCAUCGGUGGGUACCAUUGACUUCCUUUCAGGGCAAUCCACUGCCGGUACAGCUACUAUUGCCAGACUUGGAAGGAAGAAUGCCCAUGGAGUGAUAAAUACAAUAAGUUGGGGAAUUCUAAUGCCAUUGGGAGCCAUAAUAGCAAGAUACAUGAAAGUGUUCAAGUCAGCGGAUCCAGCAUGGUUUUACAUUCAUGUUACUUGCCAAUUUUCUGCCUACGUUAUUGGAGUUGCUGGUUGGGGUACUGGUCUUAAACUCGGGAGUGAUUCCCCUGGUAUUGUAUACCAAACUCACCGUAACCUUGGAAUUGCCCUUUUCUGCCUUGCUACUCUUCAGGUGUUUGCCCUGCUUCUAAGGCCAAAGAAGGAUCAUAAGUUCAGAUUGUACUGGAACAUCUACCAUCACUGCGUCGGAUACACCGUGCUCAUCUUGAGUAUAGUGAACAUCUACCAGGGCUUUGAUCAUGUGUUGCAACCUGAGGAGAAGUGGAAAAGAGCUUACACUGGAAUAAUCAUUGCUUUGGGUGCCAUUGCUCUUGGAUUAGAGGCAUUUACAUGGAUAGUUGUGUUGAAGAGGAAGAAGGAUAACCCAGAUAAAAAUGCUCAUCAUGCUAAUGGAACUAAUGGCUACUCCAAUGGAUAUACUUCCAGAACACAGCCUGCCGUGUAAAUUUUUUUAUAUACACAUUUUCUCAUGAUCUAAUUAAUCCUUAGGAUUAUUACAUUAGGUUGUAUUAUAAUUACAGAUUUUGAAUAUUUUUUUUCCUUCUUUUUUGUAUUAUUAUUUUGUUGCCAGUGAGUUAUAGGGCUAUUUGUUUGUUUUUAUAUAUUCACUAUUAUGAUAGUUUUGGCCCAUUACUCUU
Messenger RNA from Beta vulgaris subsp. vulgaris (sugar beet), 1603 nucleotides. Its product is annotated as cytochrome b561 and DOMON domain-containing protein At5g35735. NCBI's taxonomy places the organism in Eukaryota, Viridiplantae, Streptophyta, Magnoliopsida, Caryophyllales, Amaranthaceae. The record is from RefSeq and is a predicted model, not a curated record. Bases 190 to 1410 code for a protein of 406 amino acids. The transcript is spliced from 4 exons.